AUGCAGUCAGCAACGAGGACAGCGGCGCGCUUUCGUGCGCGCCGUCUACGACCCCAGCAAUUGCAGCGGCAAUCGCGCCGUCAUGCCCAUGAUGCCCACGGCGGCUCCGCCCACGAUCACCACCACGAUGGACCUGUGAACGAGAGCUUUGGUGUACGUUGCGAUUCCACGUGAAGAGAGGAUGCAUUCAAAGAGAUCCUGGAAUGCAAGAGCGAAGAUGCAGAGGAAGACCGGCACUGACACUCGCCCUCACAGAAAGGCUUCUACAUCACGCUCGCCGCAAUUCCUGUCUCCCUCGCAAUUUACAAGCUCUCCCGCCAGGGUACCGAUGAGCAGCCCUUCUUCACACGCUUGAUCGCGGAUACCUACAAUUCCUACGCGAUCAAGUGGGCCGAGCGAAAUGACUUCCACACGAAGGCGGUAGAGCAAGCUGCUGCGGACCGAGUGUUAUUUCUGAACGAGAGCAAUCAGAAUGUCCGACAUGUGGAUCUGAGGUUUCCAGAGUGAGACGCUCCCAAAGUACCACAUGGCUUGGAAACGGCUUUGAGAGAAUUCAGCCAUCGCUGACUGUUUAUCUUGCAGGCAAUUCAACGCCGGAUCACCGUGGAACGUACCAGCGGGACAUGGUAGCGCAGACUUGAGCGAAUUGAUUGCAAAGUACGAGAAAGAGGCAUACGCGGAGAAUGAGAAGAAGCUACAGCAAUUGAAGGAAAACAAGAUACCUGCAGAGCAGCCUUACCAGGGCUUUGCGAAGGUCACACCAGCGGCUAAGGACAGCUAG
This is a messenger RNA of Lecanosticta acicola, 781 nucleotides long. The record is from the annotation of a GenBank genome assembly. NCBI's taxonomy places the organism in Eukaryota, Fungi, Ascomycota, Dothideomycetes, Mycosphaerellales, Mycosphaerellaceae.